AUGGCCUGUAUACAAAAUCCAGCUUCAAAGCAAUCAAAAGUCACUAAAUCAUAUCUUAGAAGUGGCACAAAAGGAUCAGACGUGAAACUCAAAAAGAAAAGUGACAAAAGAGGGAAGAAAAAGAAAAAGGCAGGACUACCGAAGUUACCAAAAGGUCCUUGUGUUCCAGGGAAACUAUAUGCCAAAGGCUGUAAAAAAUGUUACUGCACUAAUGAAAAAAACGGAGUUUGCACAGAAAAUUGCGCAAAUAACAAAAUAAGUCGUUUAAGUGACCAAGAUAUAUCAGAAAUAGAAGUAAGAUCGGAAUAUGAGUUGCCACAAUUACCGCAUGUGGGCGUUGAAUGUGAGCCCGGACAUUCUUAUCUUGUUGAAUGUAAUGUCUGCUUUUGUUCUGAGAGACGAGAUCUAUUCUGCACAAUGAAAUACUGCCUUAAUGUGAAAAGUUAUUCAGAGAACGCCCUUGCUGAAUAUGAAGGAACGUGCAAGCCAAAUUCUUAUUUCACACUGAACGGUCGGCUGUGCUAUUGUGAUUAUCUAGGCAGGUGGUCCGAAACAAAUUGCAAAGUUAUAGCUAGAAAGCAAUCAUGUCAACCUGGACAGAUAAUUUGGCAAGGUUGCCAUAGAUGUACAUGCCAAAGGAAUGGUCAACUUUCUUGUUCAAAUGACUGUCAUUUAGAUGCUGCAAGAAGUCAUGGUUUCUUUGAAUACGGUGCCAUAUGCACACCGUAUAGGUCAUAUUAUGUUAAUUGCAGCCUUUGUUUCUGUCCUGCGUCAGGGUUAACCUUCAGUGCACAAUGUGUGAGCGAUGCGUCAUGUUCUGUAGACCCUAACACUUCAGAUAUCCAGAUAUUGGCGAAGGCUAGUCAAUGUAUACCCAACGUCAUGUACUUAUUCCCAUGUAUUCAAUGCCUGUGUUCAGAAACAGGAUAUUUUAUUUUAGAUAAAUGUUUAGAAAAAUGUCAGUCACAAGUCAAACCGCAGCGUAGAUGUAUUCCAGGUUCAUUAUACAGAAAAGAUUGUUUUGUAUGUCGCUGUCCAGAUGAUAGUAUACCGGAUGAAAAGCUGUGUGUAAAAGGAUUGUGUGAUAAAAAUAAACAUUUGUACACAUUACGGUCAACACCAAAUCGUUGCGUUCCACACACUUUCACAAAACCUAUAUGCCUUUAUUGUGACUGCAGUUCUGAAGGCACUGUCAAUGAAGAUUCCUGUCUAGAGUUGGAUUGCUCUAAAGCGGUAGACUUCAAAACCUAUACUGAAACAGAUACUUGUAAUCCUGGAGAACUGGUCCCAAUUUGUAUAGAAUGCUUUUGUCUCAACGACGGUCGGACCAAAAAUAUAUAUUGUACAAGAGUAUGUACGUACCAAAGUAAAUUAAAUGUUCUAGAAAAACUUUUAAAUCACAGUCUCACGGAUGUUAGUUUGAUUGAUAAAAGUAAAAUAACAAAAACUAGAACCGGCGAAGAUUGUGAGCGUAACACUCUCUAUAUAGAUGAAGGCAGAUACUGCUUGUGUUCAAAUAAUAUGGACGGAAAUCUGAAAUUUUGUACUUCCUUCGUAGAAAAUAUUGAAAAGGUUGCCGAAACUACGAAUUUAUUAAAGAAGAACCAGAUAGAUCUAACGCAAGAUUGCGAAUCAAAUACAUUAGUAGAUUUCGAUUGUAAUACAUGCUACUGCAAUAAGCAUGGAAAAAUUGAUCCUAAAUGGUGCACUGACGAUGAUUGCGAAGCUAAAAGAAUAGUAGAAGAAUCUCAUAAAGUUCAGCCUUACAUAGAUCCGGUGAAAGAUUCCGAUGGAUCUUGCGUUCCUGGUUCUAUAUCUAAAAUAAAAUGUAAUUUCUGCAUUUGUCCUGACAGUGGGAAUCUUAAAGAACGAGUAUGUACAAAAAACAUAUGCGAAGAUAACAAGGCGACGAUGUACGAAAAGUUCACUUGUGAACCCCUCGCAUAUUAUGAAGUUGACUGUAAUAUUUGUUAUUGUCCCCAAGAUGGCUUGAAAAAUGUCGCUAUGUGCAGCAAAAAUCAAUGCGAGAAAUCAUUCCUCAGAUCGACUGAAUGCAUCCCGGGUAACUUGUUCAGCGAUGAAUGCAACGUUUGUGUGUGUCCGCCAAAUGGAAAUAAAGAAGACAAAGUAUGCAUGAAUCACACGUGCAGUUUAGCACCGUGGAAUACCAUCAAAUUAUCCCAUACAUUGGUGGAGAAACAGAUUAAUGAGGAUACGACAAGAAGUUUGGACCUGUGUUAUCCAGGUGAAGAGUUCGUGAUGGGCUGCAAAUUAUGUGUGUGCCCAGAUUUAGGACUAAAGGCGUAUGCAACUUGUGAGGCGGUUCUGUGCAAAGACAACUUUAUUUCAUUUAGAAACAUAUCAAACGACGAUGGUGGUAGAACAUCUGAUAAUUCCGAGAAUGAAUCUAAUUUUUUAUACCACUCGAGACAAAAGAGAGAAGAUAUUAAUACUUGCUUUCUGUUAAACAUUUCUCAUAGCGCGGAGAGAAAGGAUUGUACUCCUGAUUCAUUGAGUGUAUCACAGGAACAAAACUAUGAAUGUGAACCUAACAGAAUUUACAAAGGAAAGAAUUUCACAUGCGUGUGUUCUAGUGAGGGUUUGUGGUUGGACAAGGAAUGCGCAAGCUAUGUAGAUCCUAGGGAAGAAAAAGAUUGCGAACCAAACACUUACAUAUUCCUUGAUUGCAAUGUCUGUCUUUGUGGACCAGACGGCAGAAUCAAUAAAAAACGUUGCACCAAACAUCACUGUGACCAAAUUAACACUCGAAGAUCAAAAUCUGUUGUAGGAACUUGUCAUGUUAAUACAUUUUAUUCGUUAGCACCAUGCCAAUUCUGUUAUUGCGUAAAUAAACACAAACUAGUCUGUAACGCCACUCCGAAAACUGAGAAAGUUGUUCUAGGAAACUUUGAAUUGAACCAAUGUAGCGGCAAUAUAUUGAAGGAAAUAUCCGAUUUAAUGCCAGAGAAACCUCUCAGAUAUGGAAAGUUAUCCAAAAAAGAUAAAUCGAAAAUAAUAAAGAGCAAAACAGCUACAACAGUUCUGGAUAUAGGGGCAAACAUCAGAUCUAUUGACGAUAAAACAGAUAAAAGCAAUGAAGUACAAACAAGUGUAAAACAUCAAAAUAAAAAGAAACAUAGAAAUAAAGAUGCCUUUAAAAAGGAUAAAUCCGUAAAGAAAAAAAUUAAUGAAGCUAUCGUUGAUGGUUGGGAAGAUUCUUCUGAAGAGAAACACAAAAAGAAAAGUAUUAUAAAAAAAUCAAAAUCAAUCCAUACAAAAACCGAAUCUAAUUCAGAGACUGAUGAUAAAGGGAAAAAUAAUGUUCUCACAAUUAAUUUACCCUACGUAUUAGAUAAAGUGCUUAACAUGGUUCUGCGUAAAUCGAUGGUUUCUUUGGAAUCUGCAUUGCCUCAAAAACUAUGGAGUGAACGUUGUACCAAGAACUCAAUCGCGUUGAAUGACUGCAACUGGUGUUGGUGUGAUGUCAGACAGAAGUUUCAAUGUAAAGCACGGAUCUGUGAGGAGGUGGAUAUGUUCGGACAUUUUAAAGACGCCAUACGUGAUAUUGAUGUGGGAAUGGAAGGACGCGGGUCUUGGCGAUCCUCAGUGACCCCCUGCACACCCGGAGUUCAUUACAGACGGGGAGAUGUUCUGUGCUUGUGUGAUGAAGAUGGAAAUUGGCCGAAUCCAGUCUGCAGAGACAUCUUCAGAGUUUUGCAUCCUGUGGAACUCCAUAGGGAUACUCUUAAUCAAACUUGUACUCCAUCUAAACUAUAUCUGAUUGGUUGUAACGUCUGUUUCUGUUCAUCAUCAGGAAUUUUAGAUCCGGAAUUAUGUACAAAACAAGAAUGUCAGGAAGAUGACCCAGCGCUACCAGAAAAUCGACCGAAAACCCAAACUGAUAAUGAAAAAAUUUCCGAAGUAUACGCCAAAUGCGAUUCUGACGAAACCUAUGAGCUUGGAUGUAGGAAAUGCACUUGUCUGAAAAAUAAUAGACUUAUAUGUAAUGACUGUCCAAAUGAACAUACAGCUGUGGCAGAGAAGCCUUUAUACAGAAAAAGAAAACGCAAAAGGAGGAGAAAGAAAAUAAGAAAUACCAGAUUUGGAUUAUGUGAAGGAAAAUAUCCCAAACAGAAAUUCUCAAUCGGAUGCAGUACGUGUUUCUGCGACAAGUACUCAGGAAUAUAUUGCUCAGUGAGGAAAUGUCUUAAACCUAUAAGAACAUUGAAAGCAACUCUGUCUCUCUCAAAAACUGAUCCGUCUAUAGUUGUUCCAAAUGUAAAACGCGUCGAAGCGCCUAUGGACGAUGAUAUGUGUCAAGCAAACACUAGAUUUCGUAAAGAAUGCAAUGAAUGCAUUUGUCUCAAACUGGAAAAAAAUGUCAUAGUUUUAGAUUGUUCACUUAAGACUUGUUCAUCGUCAAAAAAUGAUGAUGAAAUGUUUGAGAAUGACUGCGUUGUUGGCAGUGUGUAUAUGAGGGAUUGUCGCAUAUGUUACUGCUAUACUAUUGACGGAAUUGUACAUCAAAUAUGUCACGCCAACGCGGAAUGCGCUUCUAAUAAAAAUGAGUUGGAUAUGGGAUAUUGUAUACCAAUGCGCAAGUAUAAGAGAGAUUGCAAUACCUGCAAAUGCUUAGCCGAUGGGAAAACUUUAAAGUGCACUAGUCUAGCUUGCCCGGCAAGAUCUUCGAAUCCAGUAUCAGUGGACAUAGUGCCGGUACAAAUGUUGAACGGCGACCACUGUCCCAAAGGCUACUCAUAUAAAUUGGACUGCAAUACAUGUUUUUGUCUGUCAAAUGGGAACGCAAUUUGUACAACAAAAGACUGUUCUGAAGAUAACGAAGAAUCGUAA
Molecule: messenger RNA, 4851 nt
Organism: Danaus chrysippus (African queen)
Lineage: Eukaryota; Metazoa; Arthropoda; Insecta; Lepidoptera; Nymphalidae
Source: the annotation of a GenBank genome assembly